Molecule: messenger RNA, 4852 nt
Organism: Chiloscyllium plagiosum (whitespotted bambooshark)
Lineage: Eukaryota; Metazoa; Chordata; Chondrichthyes; Orectolobiformes; Hemiscylliidae
Product: collagen alpha-1(XV) chain-like
Biological process (GO): extracellular matrix organization
Molecular function (GO): extracellular matrix structural constituent conferring tensile strength
Source: RefSeq, a predicted model, not a curated record
UCUCUUUGGCUUGUACUUAAGAGCAAGGCAGCCAACAGGCUAUACAGCUUCUUAGUUGAUGGAAUUAUUUGGUUGGUUCCCUAUGGAGUUUAGCCAAGUGCAACAGUAUGUUGGCACUGUAUUGAACUGCUUGGAAUUAAGUGCAGUGCUGCUCAAAUGCUUAAGUUAGACUCAGGGAAUCUGCAGACAGAAAACAAUAAGGCAGAAUGGUAGGAAAGUGAAUUGCAGAAUAACCAGGAGGUUCGCAACAUCGGGAGGAUUUGUUCCCUUUUUAUUUUCAGUGUUUUACAAAACAAAAAGCAAUGCCUCUGGGGAUUGUAGCUGUCUCCGUCUGUCUACUGCUGUGCGGUGGGGCGCAUGGACAGUGGGAUUGGUGGUACAGCCUAUGGGGAACAGACAAAACCACAGCAGCUCCCGACACGACAACUCCGGUAAGCAUGCGAUCACCCAGCAGCGACCGGCCACCAGGAACCACAAUGGGACAAGGAAUCCAGUCCACAUCGACGGUUAGAUCGGGUGGUGUCACCCAAACCCUGGGUCCUCCUCACCAAGAGCACUCUGUUCAAGUGUCCUCAAUGGAAGGGCACACUCCAGUUGGGGAACUGACCAAAUCCAUAAGUGUUGGCUUACUUCAGCAAAGGAAUGUGACAGAGAGAGGAUCCAAUGAUCACAUUGACUUAACAGGCCUGAUUGGAGUCCCUUUGCCACCUUCAGUUGCGUUCAUCACAGGAUAUGAAGGCUUUCCAGCGUACAGUUUUGGGCCAGGUGCAAACAUUGGUCGACUGACGAAGACUAUGAUACCUCAGUCUUUCUACAGGGACUUUGCAAUCUUGGUGACCAUCAAGCCAGCCAGUGACGAUGGGGGGGCGCUGUUUGCCAUUACAAAUUCCUACCAGAAUAUUAUUUACUUGGGAGUGAAACUAUCUGCAGUUUGGAACAACAGCCAACAGAUCGUGCUUUUUUACACAGAAUCGGGUUCUGAAACCUCCUAUGAGGUUGCCUCAUUUGAAGUGCCGCCCAUGACAAACAAAUGGACUCGGUUUGCUUUAUCCGUUGAGGGUGAGCUUGUCACUUUGUAUUUGGACUGCGACGAAUAUCAACAGAAUCACUUCACACGAUCACGUGAAGCAUUACAUUUUGAGCCAAGUUCUGGAAUUUUCAUUGGGAAUGCUGGAGCUGCAGGGUUGAACAAAUUUAUAGGGUCCAUCCAAGAGCUUACAAUUAAAUCAGACCCUCGGGCGAGUGAAGAGCAGUGUUAUGAUGCUGAGUCUGAAGGAUCAUCUGACGAUGUUAGUGGCGAUGGUAGUGGUCAAUAUAUUCCUCAGGAGCAUGGAGGCAUUAAAUCCCAAAUUCAGCACAACACUCCAAGCCCUGUAAUUGGUCAGCAGUUACACAGUGAGCCAGUCAAAGAGCCCCCCACUGAAACAUUGAUCACUGAGGAGAUUGAGGGUUCUUCAGGACAGCGGGAAACUCAGUUCCAGUAUGCGACUACAUCGGGCACUUCUGGAGAGAUGCCACCCUAUGAAGAGAGAGCAGACAUUGGACUAAAAGUAACAACUGGGUCUCCUGCCCUAAGAGGUGCCAAGGAUGGUGAAAACCUGCCAGGACCUAAAGGAGAAAUUGGAUCUGGAAGUGAAGUCCUUUACAGUGAGAAAGGUGCAAAGGGUGAAAAAGGUGAUCCAGGAAGUAAGGGUGAGGAUGGACUGGGAAAAGUUGGACUCAAGGGUGACAAAGGUGAACCUGGAUUAACUGGUCCUCCUGGUAUACCCACAGUGAACCAAGUUGAUCCUGUAGAGCCUGGGCCACCAGGGCCAAGAGGCUCACCAGGACCUCCCGGAAAAGAUGGUCAGCCUGGUGUCCCAGGAAAAGAUGGACUGCCUGGUAAACAGGGAUCUCAAGGAUUUAAAGGAACAAAAGGUGAACAAGGUCCCAAAGGAGAGAAGGGUGACCCAGGGCUUUCCGGUUUACCAGGUCCACCUGGUCCUCCUGGGCCUCCUGGCCAAAAACAUAGACCUAGUACCCUUGGUACAGAAGGAUCUGGUUUCGACGAUACUGACGAUGACAUGGAGAUAAUUAGGGGUAUCCCAGGACCUCCUGGACCUCCAGGCCCUCCAGGAUUACCAGGUCUCCCAGCUCAAUCAGAGGUGUUGAAUCCAAGCAUUGUUGGCUCCCCAGGACCACAAGGUCCCCCUGGUCACCCUGGACAAGAUGGUAAAUCGGGUGAGCCGGGUCCAAGGGGACCACCAGGAGUGGAUGGAACGUUUGGUAAACCAGGGACAAAGGGACAAAAGGGUGAUCAAGGACGGAUUGGCUUGCCAGGUCUUCAGGGAGCAAAGGGAGAUCAUGGAUUACCAGGACCUCCGGGAGCUCCAGGUCAGCCUGGAAAGCCAGGACCCCAAGGUCCACCUGGUCUUCCAGGUCCUCCUGGACCAACCAGCAAUGGCGGUUACAACUUUGGAUUUGAGGAUAUGGAAAUCUCUGGAGCUUUUGGACUACCCGGAAUACCAGGAAAGCCUGGAUCACCAGGACUGCCAGGGCUCCCAGGUGUAAAGGGCGAACCAGGUUCUCCAGGUGACAAAGGACCUCCAGGUAUCCAAGGUCAACCUGGACCCAUUGGGCAAGCUGGCUUACCUGGACCUAUGGGACCAAAUGGUGAGAAAGGAGAACAAGGAUUUAAGGGUGAACGUGGUGAAGAUGGUGUUGGUAGGCCAGGACCUCCGGGUCCUCCAGGUCCUGUCGUGUUACUACAUGAGUUACUGAUGAACGACACUGAAGGACAUCUCAACUUGAAUGGAAUCCAACUACUUCCUGCACUGCCCGGAUCAGAAGGUAUGCCUGGUCAAGCUGGAUUUCCUGGCCCUAGAGGACCCAAAGGUGACCUUGGAAUGCCUGGUUUCCCAGGAAUAAAGGGUGAAAAAGGUGAGCCUGGAGCUGUUGUUGGUGCAGAUGGAUCUCUGCUGGCUGUAAGAUCAAAAGGUCAAAAGGGUGAACCAGGUCCACUGGGACCUCCUGGACCUCAGGGUCCACUGGGACAUCCAGGACCUAAAGGUGAAUUUGGCCUUCCUGGUAGACAUGGUCGAUCAGGAAUAAAUGGCAGAAAGGGUCAGAAAGGUGAACCUGCAACAACACUUCUGGGUCCUGCUGGAUUACCAGGACUUCCCGGACCUCCAGGACCUCCAGGACCACCUGGUCGAAUCCUCAAUAUAAAAGGGACAGUUUUUCCAGUUCCUCCCAGACCUCACUGCAAAAUGCCUAUAAAUGGUCAGUUGAAUCAGCAAGUGGAUUAUAAUUUCCUGGGGCCAAAAGGAGAGAAAGGUUCUUUCGGAUUAUUUGGACCGAUUGGCAGUAAAGGUGAAAAGGGGGAGCAGGGUACCCCAGGAUUGCCAGGUCCUUACUCACCAUACAUCGGCCUUAAAGGUGAGAAAGGAGAUACUGGUACGACGGGUCAGAAAGGAGAGAAAGGAGAAUCAGGUAGUGGGUUGUUCCUGUCGCAUUUGCCUGGUCCACCAGGACCCAUCGGGCCUCAUGGAAGACCUGGACCAGUGGGUCCUAAGGGUGAAUCUGUCGUAGGACCAAUGGGGCCACCCGGCCUACCUGGGCCCCCAGGAUCUCCAGGUUAUGGGAUUACAGGUCCGCGAGGUCGUCCGGGGCCCCCAGGACCUCCAGGAAUUCCAGGAGUCUUCGGAUCAGCUAUCGCACUGCCUGGACCUCCAGGACCUCCAGGGCCACCAGGACAAGGGGACAGUGGCAGUGUUGUAAAAGUGUUCAACAACAUGGAGCUUAUGCAUAAAUCAACCCGUUCAGUAACUGAAGGCUCCUUAGGCUAUAUUAACAACGGGGGGGACCUUUACAUUCGAGUUCACAAUGGCUGGAGAAAGCUCCAGCUUGGUGAUCUGAUUCCUGCUCCUGCUGAUGAACCAUAUCGCUCAACUAACUCGAUCUCAGCACCAAACCCAUUCUCAGUGAUAAAUGAUCAGAAGCCAGCGUUACACUUGGUGGCUUUAAACACACCCCUGCCUGGCAACAUGAGGGGUAUCCGUGGGGCUGAUUUACAAUGCUUCCAACAAGCUCGAGCUAUGGGCUCAGUAGCGACUUACCGAGCUUUCCUAUCUUCUCAACUCCAAGAUUUAUAUACAAUUGUGAGGAAAGCUGACAGAUUAAAUAUGCCCAUUGUCAACUUGAAGGGAGAAGUGCUUUUUGAUAGUUGGGAGUCCAUCUUUAAAAAUCAGGCUAAUUUCAACACAGACGUUCCUAUUUAUUCAUUUGAUGGUAGAAACAUCAUGAAAGAUUCUUCCUGGCCACACAAAAUAAUAUGGCAUGGAUCCAAUGAGCGAGGUGGCCGAGUAACAACAAACUACUGCGGGGCAUGGCGUUCAACAGAUAUGACCCUCACUGGCAAGGCAUCGCCACUUACAAGAGGCAAACUCCUGGAUCAACACUCUUAUAACUGCGCAAAUAACUUUAUCGUUCUUUGCAUUGAGAACAGUUACUUCCAUGACCACAGAAGGAGAAAAUAACAGCUUAUGACUGCACACGAAAGGUUUGGAAUUAUAUCGCGUCUACAAUCUCAUCACAAAACCAGUAAAGGGUGGCACACUGUUAGAUUCUAUAAAUAUGUUAAAUCGGGGACCAUGUAAAUAUCGUUUUCUGACGGGAUUGUCAAGUUACAGAAAGUUAGCAGAAAUGGAAGCCAAAGAUGACAUACCUCAAAAAUCUUCAUGGGCUCGUUUUUAGAAAUAAACAAACUGUGUAUUUGUUCUAAAGAACUUCUCUCAUGCAGUUCCACAAUCAUGCUUGUUGAUAUUUUGGUGCUAGUAACAAAUAAAUUUAAAUGACACUGCUGUUAAGGUAA